This is a messenger RNA of Suricata suricatta (meerkat), 2340 nucleotides long. It is a transcript of the gene POLR1F, whose product is annotated as TWIST neighbor. The transcript has 4 exons. The coding region runs from base 27 to 1031 and encodes 334 amino acids. Lineage: Eukaryota; Metazoa; Chordata; Mammalia; Carnivora; Herpestidae. Gene Ontology annotation, biological process: DNA-templated transcription; DNA-templated transcription initiation. The record is from RefSeq and is a predicted model, not a curated record. Gene Ontology annotation, cellular component: RNA polymerase I complex.
GCGCCGCGGGAAACCUGACGGGCCGCAUGGCUGCGGGUUGUUCAGAGGCUCCGCCGCCGAAGGCGGCCUCUGAGGGCCCGGUGGUGGGACCGGCCGGCGUCCUGCCCUGCCUAGAGCUGCCAACCUACGCUGCCGCGUGUGCGCUGGUGAACAGCCGCUACUCGUGUUUGGUGGCUGGGCCCCACCGCAGACACAUCGCACUCUCGCCGCGCUACCUUAACAGGAAGCGCACCGGUAUCCGGGAACAGCUCGACGCGGAACUCCUGCGCUAUUCCGAGAGCCUUUUAGGUGUCCCCAUUGCAUAUGACAACAUCAAAGUGGUGGGUGAGCUGGGAGAUAUUUAUGAUGAUCAAGGACACAUUCAUCUUAACAUUGAAGCCGAUUUUGUUAUUUUCUGCCCUGAACCCGGGCAGAAGCUUAUGGGUACAGUUAAUAAGGUGUCUUCUAGCCACAUUGGCUGUUUAGUACACGGGUGUUUCAAUGCAUCCAUCCCUAAACCCGAGCAGAUGCCGGCUGAGCAGUGGCAGAUCCUGGAGGUAAACGUGGGUGAUGAACUAGAAUUUGAAGUAUUUCGUCUGGACUCCGAUGCUGCUGGAGUAUUCUGCAUUCGGGGAAAAUUAAAUAUCAGUAGUUUACAAGCCAAGUGCUCUACAGUUUCUGAAGAGGUAACAGACACCGGCACUGAAGAAAUUGUAGAAAAGCCUCUGAAGAAGAAAAAGAAAAAGAAGAAAGACGCAGAGCCCUGUGAAGUGGAGGCGGGCAGCAGAGAGCUGGCAGAUCUCGCAGACGGCCCUGUGAGGGAGGAGACAGACCAGGUUACUAAUGAGAAUGGCCUCCAGAAGGAAGAGCCGAAGAAGAAGAAGAAGAGAAGGCACCAGGAAGAUCAGGACCAGGAUCCUGUUUUCCAAGGUAGUGACUCCAGUGGUUACCAGAGUGACCAUAAAAAGAAAAAAAAGAAAAGAAAACACAGUGAGGAAGCCGAAUUUACCCCACUUUUGGAACACACAUCUAAAAAGAAAAGGAAAAAGUAAUUUCUUUAGUGCAUUUUCAAUACUUUGAUUUACAUGCAGUCCAUGAACAGAUCUGGGAAUGAUGUGUAUUCCCAUAGUCUGCAAGACAGGAAACAUGUUCUCAGUAGGAGGUUUUGGUGCUAAAGUGAUGAACACAAAAUAGCCGUAUUAUUAAACUGCCAUUUUACGGUGUACAGAAUAGGAGGACAAGAGCUGCUCUCUCCAGUCUUGCUACAUAAAAUCACUGCUGUCAUAUGAAGACUGGCCACAGCUUUGUAAUACAGUGUUACUCGUAUCCUUGCUGUAUUUUUUUUUUUUUAGUAGGUUUGACCUUGAGUCAUAAUCACAGCUACUAUGCUAUUUCACUUCAAAAUGCCAAAGGAGCUUUAAUGUCCAGAGCUCAUCAGAACCAUGCCCCCAUUGAUGGUGGUAGGAAAUAUUGUUCAUUAUUCUUCACUUCUGGAUGCGUGUUAAUUUCUUUUUUAUGUAAGAGGUUGAUGUAGAGGGCUGCUCUCUUGUACUUAUUUAUGCCUCAGCUGUAAAUGCCAUUCUUACUAGUAGGAAAUUUCUAACUAAAGAAUAAUUUUUAGUACCUUAACCCAAUUACUACACAGAAAAAAUUCCACUGAGAAAUGUGGACUGUGUCUUAGCGACUGGAAAACACUGAGUGAUGAAAUGACAAGCUGGUUCAGGCUGAUACUGUUAAAACAUUCUACUAAGGCAGACCUACGGUGACAGACAAGGAGGUAGAUGUAGUUCCUUCUCUUAUGUAGGGUCAUAGGAGAGACAGAUGCAUACAGUAUACAUAAGUACAGAAAAUUAGUAAUUCUGAUAAGUGCCAAAAACAAGACUACUGAAUGUUAAUUGUGUUAAUAUCUGUAAAUGGAUUAAUGGUUGAAAUAAUUUUAUUGCUACUUACCUAGUAUCAGAUGUAGUACUGGUCUCACACUGUUUAGUUUUAUUAAUAUAUAAAUUCUGCUAUAUAUAAAUUCUGCUAAAAGUAUAUCUUGAUCCAAAUCUAUAAUAAUAGACUACAGAGUUUGGAGAGUACCCUAUAUUCACAUGCUUGUUCUCAAAUUAAGAAGACCAGACAAUGGAAGAAUACAGGCCAAUUUCUUUUCCUACAAUAUACUGAGCUCUUAAAAUAUGGCUAAUGCAAAUUGACUUGCUAUCAAUUUAUACAAAUACAAGUUUCUGAAGAUGUACAAAGAAUGUAAAUUAUCUCAAUUUUUGUAUUGGUGAAAUUCUAUUUUUGGUAUAGUGUGUUAAAUAAAUGUUAUAUCCAGCCUUUUUCAUAUUCUGGCUAAAACAUUAAAAAUUGUAGGUGAAG